Molecule: messenger RNA, 2919 nt
Organism: Paramecium tetraurelia
Lineage: Eukaryota; Ciliophora; Oligohymenophorea; Peniculida; Parameciidae
Exons: 5
Biological process (GO): regulation of membrane potential; potassium ion transmembrane transport
Cellular component (GO): membrane
Molecular function (GO): voltage-gated potassium channel activity
Source: RefSeq, a predicted model, not a curated record
AUGAGGCGGACCUCAGAUACAUCAAUAGCUAUAUCAAAUGAUGUUAAAAAAAAUUCGAAUUCUUUAAUCUAAUCAAAGCACAAUCCAAGACUGAAAGAAUACACCACUAAUUUGAUUUAAUUUAAGAAAGAUAAUUUAUCAAUAAUUGAAGAGAAUUAUGAACCAAGUUUAGGAAUUAGCUUUUUAGAUCGUAAGGAAAGUGAUAAGAAUAAAAAUAAAACAGAAUUACCGGAAGCUAUUUAUAAUAUUGGUUAAGCUACGUCUAGAGUGUUGGCGACACCUUUGGAUGAGCUAGAAGUUUUUAAAAAUUCAAGUAAGAACUAUGUGAAAGGUGGUUUGAAUUUAAUCCGUCUGGUCUCAAAAUUCAUUCGAUAAUUGAAAAUUCAUUCAUAAACUUUUUAGUACAAAAUGAUAAACGAAAACAUUUUAUAGUUACUUGGAGAUCAGGCUUCAAACACAUAAUUGUUUAUAUUCUUAAGAAAUCGAUACUUUAAUUAAAAUCAAAGGCAAAAGCUGGAUUCUAAUUGUUUGUAAUUAGAAUUACUUUUAAAAAAGAUACAUAUUCUGAAUCCUGAUAAUAUGAUAUUAACAGGAUUUAAAAUUGUAUUGUUUUGUCUGCUCAUAGUCAAUAUAACUUACAUUCCCCUUUUGUUAUUUUUAUAUGAAUAAGAUUUUAAUAAGUAGGAUAUACAUCACCUACUUGAUACGCUUCCUGUAGUUUUUUGUAUGCUAGAUUGUAUUUUAAGAUUCAUCACAUCAUUUUAUGAUGAAGGAAUUCUAUAUAGGGAUAUAGGUAGAAUUGCCAAACAUUACUUAAAAAAUGAUUUCAUAGUAGAUAUUGUAAGUAUUAUUCCUAUAUUUACUGAUAGCCUAGUAAUACAAUAUUUGACUGUUUUCAGGAUAAUAAAAUUAAAAUUAACAUUAGCAACUCUGGAAGAAAUACUUUGCUUGAGAUAAUAAAUACAGGGAUGGUGGGAAUUAAUAAAAUCGGUGUUUUUUAUUGUUUACACUUGUCAUUUUUUUGCUUGUAUUUGGUAUCAAAUUGGAGAAUAAGGAAUUAAAAAUCACACAAAUAGUUGGUUAAUUGUUAAGGAACUAAACAACUCCACAUGGCAAGAGUAAUAUUUCUUUUCUCUUUACUUUAUAGUUAUCACAACUCUAACUAUCGGUUAUGGUGACAUUCUUCCUUGCACUGUAUCAGAGGCUUUAUUUACAAUUUUUAUUGCCUUUACUGGAUGCAGCGUUUUAGGGUACACAAUUAAUAAUAUUGGUGAGAUAUUCAAGAAUCUAAAUGAAAGAGAAGUUAAGUUUAAACAAUAGAUGAAGAGUAUUCUGCAAUACCUUAAGGAUUAUAACAUUAAUAAGAAUUUGUCAUUACAAAUAAGGAAAUACUUUGAAUAUCAUCUUAAAUAGCAAAUUGAAAAUAAUAAUGAAGGAUAUCAAAUGAUAAAUCAAUUGUCAAAACAAUUAAGAGAGCAAAUGUAAAUUGAUCUGUACAAAAAAUAUUUGAUUAAAGCAAGAUUUAUUAAGGAUUAUUGUUCUCAAAGUACAAUAGAAAAACUGUGUUAAUAUGUUAAAAUAGAAAGCUAUGCUCCAGAAUCUAAAAUCUUGAAUCAGUAGACAAGUUGUGAGAAACUAUACUACGUGUUGGAAGGGGAAUUAGAUAUCUAUAUUACUUUGGGUAACAGAAAUGUCAGCAUAUGUAAUUGCUUAAAAAAGGAUGAAAUUAUUGGACAAUGGGAAUUUGUGUUGCAAAAUCCAUAUCUAUACUCAGUAAAAGCUGUGAAAUAUACUAAAUUAUUGGUUAUCCAUCGAAAUGACUUUACGAAGGUUUUGAAAGAAAACAAAGAGGAUUUUGAGAAAUUCAACUAAAUUAAAGAUAAACUGCAAUUUUCUAAGAAAUAAAGAGGUAACAAAUGUUUUAUAUGUGGGUGGAUUCAUUAUUUUAAUAAGUGCCCUUUUUUAUUUUUUAUAGCAGACAGGGAAAAAGACCAAAUUCGAGAUAGAAAUCAACGAUUGAGAAAGUUUGAGAAAUCAAGAACUUUUCAGAGAUUGAAUAACCUAAGACAAGCUGCCCUAGAUUUUAUAUAGGAUUCAGAAACAAACGAUUUAACUCUACAACAUCUGGUUGACCUCGGGUUUAAUAGGAAUGACUCUAUUCUGCAUGGCAGUGCAGCUUAUCUUGAUGAAUUGAUUGAAAAGAAAAUCUAAAGCACAUUUAAAGUCAUAGAAAAUGAAGAUGAUUCAAAUCAUUCUUUUUUGCAGGCUCCCAAGGUUGUCGCCACUUACAAAAACAGGUCAAUUGUAUUUGCACCAACUCCCGAAAAUGACAGUUUCUUGAAUUUAAAAUUCUAAUCACCAGACCAAUUCAAUAGAUAAAACUCUAACACUCUCUAAAGACCCAGAAAACAAACAAAGGAGUUAUCUCGCCUUAAAUAAUCAUAACCAAAAAUCUUAUUUAGCACAAACAAAAUAGAGUCAAAAAUGAAUUUCAUGAAAAGAAAUGACGGAAGUAGUAACUUUUAGAGCCAAAUAAGCAGCAAUUUAAAUAAUAUUCUAACUACCAAUAACAAUAUCUAUCUAAAUUAGAAUGAUAAUAUCGAAAGUUAAUAGGGGUCCUCUUAGCAUAGAAGUGAAUAACCUUCCAGUUUGCUUCCUCAAUAAUAAUAAUCUUAUUAAGCUUACAAUGGUGCCAUAGAAGUUAAUUUUGAUAUCGACAAAACUUAGGUGUUUAGUAACUAUUUUAAGGAGGGGAAUAUAUAUGAAAUUGUAAAAGACUUGAUGGAAUUGUAACUAAAAUAAAUCACUUUGAAGUCUCCGAAGAUGAUGCAAAAAAGCAUUAUGAUGGGAAGCAAUAAAAAUCAUAAAAGAUUCGCACUCUUAUAAAAGGUACUCAAAAAAGAUAGUCUAAUGAUUUGA